AUGUCUUCGCCGGCGAAGAAAUGGCCCUCGAGAGAAGGAUUCUCGGCCGACGUCGUAUCUAACGUCCUCCACCACACCAUCCUCAGUCCCUGGAAGAUCCUACCCAUCCUAGCUCUAGCCCAAUACACCACCAAAGGCCGUGACCUCCUCGAAUCACGCCCGCAACUCCUCAAAGCCCUCAAAGCACUAGCCUCGAUCGCAGUAAUCUCCCGUCUAAGCGCCUGGCUCGACCGCCGCACCGUCAACAACGGCGUCACAGACCACUACGACUGGAACCGCGAAAUCGUCGUCCUAACCGGCGGCAGCGGCGGCAUCGGCCAACGCAUCGCACAACUCCUCGGGUCCCGCGGUAUCAAAGUAGCGAUCCUAGAUAUCACCCCUCCAACCAACCCACUCCCCAACAGCGUCCGCUUCUACGAGUGUAAUAUCACCUCCCCACCCGCCAUCGCCGAAGCAGCGACCAAAAUCCGCGCUUCAUUCGGUCGUCCCACGAUCCUAAUUAACAACGCGGGCAUUCUAACUGGGAAAACCAUCCUCGGCACGAACGAGGCUACAACUCGUCGCAUGUUCGACGUUAACACCCUCGCGCACUACUGGCUCGCGCAGGAAUUCCUCCCGGACAUGGUCUCUGCCAACCACGGCAUGAUCGUGACGGUCGCCUCGCAGGCCGGGUACACCGUCACGCCGAAUAUGGUCGAUUACUCCGCGUCCAAGGCGGCGGCGAUCGCGUUCCAUGAGGGUCUGGGUGCGGAAUUGGUGACGAGGUAUCAGGCGCCCCGUGUGCGGACUGUGCUUGUUACGCAGGGAUUCACGCGGACGGCGCUGAUUGCGAAUCUUACGCCGGAGGAUACGUUUGUUAAUCCGUUGUUGUGGCCGGAGACGGUGGCGGAGAGUGUUGUCGAGCAGGUUUUGAAGGGGGAGAGUGGGCAUGUGCUUGUCCCUGGUGUGGCGGGGAGUAUUGCGCAGAGGUUGAGGGGGUAUCCGCUUUGGUUUCAGCAUUCGUUGAGGUGUCGGUUGGAGAGGUUGAUGAGGUCGGAGUAG
Molecule: messenger RNA, 1041 nt
Organism: Penicillium cataractarum
Lineage: Eukaryota; Fungi; Ascomycota; Eurotiomycetes; Eurotiales; Aspergillaceae
Product: short chain dehydrogenase/reductase family protein
Exons: 2
Coding region: 1-1041 (346 amino acids)
Molecular function (GO): oxidoreductase activity, acting on the CH-OH group of donors, NAD or NADP as acceptor
Source: RefSeq, a predicted model, not a curated record